CAACUGCUACCUGAAAAAACCCAGCUUUGCAAACCACCUGCUACCAGAACCGGGAGACUCUAUUUAUAUGUGUCAAAACUCAAAAGCAUGGUCGAUGAAACCGUACUGGAGAUCGUACCGGAAAAGUCAGUGAUAGAGUAUUUUAUGACAAAAUCGUGGUUUAACCGUAGUUCAACCGUUAGUACCGUUAAAUACCGCCUAUCGGUUUAGCCUCCGAUACUGAUAUUUUGUGGUUGAACCGUCGGUACGGUACGGUUUAAUGGACCAUGGUCAAAAGCCACAAUGAUGACUAAACUAUGUUUAAUGUAACAUAAUAGUCAUUGAAAUUUCCAAAUGUAUUAAAGUGGUCGUUGCUCAAAAUGGCAGCAAAAUGAUAAUUUUUUCUAAUUUCAUUCAAGUGGAUCGAAUCAAUAAGCGAAAAGAAGUGACAUAUGAGAGACGACACACCCUUGUUGGCACCUUAUCAACGUACCCGAUGCAAGAGGACCCAACCUAAAAUUCCAUGUUAGGCCAAACUAAACUGUACAGACCCCUUAUAUGGAUAAAAAAAGAUCGAGAUGUUACAUAAGGUUUCGAUGAUGUUGAAGUUAUGUAUCUUAUAACUUAUAAGGGAUACUCAUUAUGCGGACUAAAGGAGACACAAUAAAAAAAAAACUUCCAUGAAUGUGUCUGGGCAAUUCUGAUCCAGAGGUCGAGCUCACUCUACGAUAUAUUUUAGAAGGACAUUGAUGAAUCGUAUUUGGUCUGGUAGUGUGAAGUAGCUAAAUCGGUGGACGUUGGUCGACACAUAUAAAUGAUUCAUAUUCUUCUCCUCAAAGUACCAGAAAAGUCGCAAUAGAUAGAACACCAGUAUUCGUAAUUUUACAAUCUUAAAUUGAGUAUACUACGUUAAUACUUCCUUAAUAAGAUUUAUUAGUAAAAUACGGUACGGGAAAGUUACGUAAAAAACACGUACGGGUAUUUUACGUCGUCUCUAAGCUAAAGGUACGUUUAAUAGUACGUUAAUAGUAAUAAAUAUAUAAAAAUAAAUUAUUUUAAAAAUAAAUAAAUAUAUAAAUAAUAGUAAAUUUCACAAUUUAAUUCAUUAAAUACGGAUAUUAAACGUGUUAUACGGGUUUUAUACGUGUUUAGUACGGGAGCAAUCCAAUGAACGGAAAAAAAUGAAACGACUUGACAAUAAUACGAAGACGGAAGUUUUAAACGGAUAAAGUACGUACGGGUACAUAUACGUGUAUUAAACGGAGUAUUUACUAACUAUAUUAUCAAGAUUUGAAUUUACAAAAAGGUUUUAAAGGAAUCCGGACCCAACCUAUAAAAAAAACAACUAGUUUCGUUCUGGUGAAAAACUUGUAAUACGAUGCCGUAUACGACUGGCGACCUAAAGGGUUUUAGGCGGCAGCUUCGUUACACUCUCGGUUUGAGGUUCUUCUUCAGCACUCCCCCCAUUCUCCGUAGCUCCGAUAUGGCUUCGAUUUGCAGGUCCGCUGUAAUGGCGGGCUCAAGGUCCUUAGCUGCGCGUUCCAGAACCUUAGCCCAGAAGUCCGCCUUCUCGUCCUCUCCUUUCACUUCUCCUUCCCCGACACGAAUCGUCCGAAGCGCUUCCAGGGUUGUUUCAGCUAUUGGGAGCGUAGAUUCAUUGUUACCUUUUCAUAGUGCCACGGCGAAUGCUCGGCUUAUAUCAAGCAUUGCUGCGGAUUCCUCUUGCUGGAGCAUGCUUUCUGAAGGCCUUGCAACAACUUUAUGACCGUCGUGCUGGUCUGUGCUGGAUAAUGAAUGCCAAAAGGAGUUUGCAACGCCAGUAUAGCCACAUCGGAACUGAACUCUUAGGAAGGACAAACACUUACUUCAAUUUUCCUUUUCUUUUGUAAGUCGUGUUCACUGACCUUGUCUUUUCAGUAUGUAUUUGGCUUUGCCACUCCAUCCGUGAAGAGAGUUUCCAUUCCUUUUGGAUGAUCAACGAUUGUUCGUUGUGGUGUAUGGAGUUUUGUAAUAAUGAUGUUUCUUUCUCGUUGACUGGUUGAACAAUGCCUCUACUAGGUAUGCACUAGGCAGUUCUUUAGUUCGAAGCCGUGGUCUCCUGUGGUACCUCUGAAAUGAAAUCUUAGGUCCCAU
Molecule: messenger RNA, 2112 nt
Organism: Linum trigynum
Lineage: Eukaryota; Viridiplantae; Streptophyta; Magnoliopsida; Malpighiales; Linaceae
Source: the annotation of a GenBank genome assembly